Molecule: messenger RNA, 2216 nt
Organism: Maylandia zebra (zebra mbuna)
Lineage: Eukaryota; Metazoa; Chordata; Actinopteri; Cichliformes; Cichlidae
Gene: tmem268
Product: transmembrane protein 268
Source: RefSeq, a predicted model, not a curated record
AGGAGAGGGAGGGGGACGUUCAAAUUCAGUACUCCAGACCUCAUGCGCGGGACAGCAUCAACAGCAGACCUGACUGGUCGAACGCUAACAGAGACGCUCUUUGAAACGAGGACAAAAAAAACCUGGAUUAUGCUCUCGUGGAACUGCUUCUGCACUCGCCUAUUCAAACCUGAAGUGUGAAAUUCCUCCUGCGCCUUAUAAUGAACCACAUACCAGUGCUGGGACUGUUGUGCCAGGAAUGCUUCGAGCCUGCACGCUUUACCAGAAACACAUAAAGGCAAUUUUCACCUCUGAGCACAGUUUCCUCAUUUCCUUGUCAGUGUGUGGCGUCAGUGCCGAGCUGCUCGAUGCUGUACCCCAGCUUUAAUCUGCUUCGGUGCCGUGCCAAACUGGAGAGGGAGGGCUUCCAGAUUCCACGUGAAGACAUGGAGACUCCACUGAAAACAGCUCUGGACGUCCCCUCGGUCAGGAGAUACAUGGUUUUCAACUCGGCUCAGUUUCAUUUUAUAAUGGCGCCGGUGCUGUAUGUGGUUUUGUGGUGUGCGGUGUUUUCCACCCUCCACCUCUACAUCACCGUUAGCGACUACUGGGUCCUCUGUCUCUCCGUCAGCCUGAUCUCCAUCGUCCUCACCACUGCCGUCAUCCUCAUCCUUCACUGCAGUAACAAGGAGAUCAAUGUGAAUUUAGAUAUUCGGUUGGUCCAGGUUAACGAGAUGCUGGUGAGACACAAGCUGCUGGUGGGCGUGGCUGACUGGGUGCGAAACUGCACCGGAAACAUGAAGCUGUACUUCGUGUAUUGGGACAUGUCCCCCUGUUUGAGGGCGCUGACUGAAACUUUAGAGGAGCUCAGCUUUGCGACGACUGACACUCAGAAAAAACUGAAGAGCAAGAUGUCUCACUUCGUCCUGGUGACCAAAGUGUCGGCCGGAGAAUCAGAUGCGGAGGAGCAGGACUCCGAUGAGCAGACGCCUCUGCUGGAGAAUGGCAGCGCAGCCAGCGGCCGAUCAUCCAACCAGCAGAAGGACGCCACAGCCACCAAAAACUACAGCCUCGUCCCCGAUGCAGCUUUACCUUCUCAGGCUAAAGCCUACCAGCUCCUCAUGACCUACAGUGCGGCUUAUGUGAAGCUCCUCGUGUCUGAAAGGCUCUCAGGAUCGUCACACCACAGAGGUCAGAGAAGCCACUGCACCACAGCCCCCAUCUGCCUCUGUCAGUACAUCAAAACAAAGAUCCUUCAAUAACAACCAAAAGCAAACCAGAAACACAGAGAGCUGCUGGAAACUACACAAACUGACAUAUGGGAGAAUUUUUCUCAGGAGGCAUUAUGGAUCAAGAACAUUUUGAUUCCCAGAAGGACUUGUUUGGAGCCUCAAACUCUUCAUUUCCUUAGUUUUAAGGUUAUCGCUCUCUUGCUGCAUGUCAGCUGCUGUUUUCUUGCCCGCUCUGUUUGCACCAGCUGGAUGUUUACUCAUUUGCACGCUGCCAAACGCUGUCACUGCAGAACACAGGUCCGUCCAGCUGCUGUAAAACAAUGUUUGUCCUCCCGUGUGCAUGGCAGUCAGCCGUGGCCACUGCUUACUACUGUUUAAAUUAUUUGUACAUAUAUUAAAUACAGGUUAUUAUGACUUGACACACAGUAUAUGUAUAUAUGCGUUUUUCUCAAGUAGCGUUUUGAGGCACUUGUGCUAUUUCCAUAUUAUGUUACUGCUCUGUCUCACUACAUUACUCCAACCCUAGGCAAUCACACUUUGUAAUUUUAGUAAUUGUUAAAUUGUUCUUGCAAGUCCAGACAAUCACAUAUUCCACACAUAUUAAAACCUAUCCAUAUUUUUAUCAAAAAGGCUCAUUUUGCCGUUUUUUUUUUAAAGAGUUUUGUGGGAUUGAGUUUUGCAUCUUUGAUAGCUUAGACCUUAGAGGGUAAAUAUUUAUAUUGUGAUACAAAAAUCCCAGUUUUUAAUAAAAACACAGAAACAAGCACUGGUAUGUUGCAUGUUUUUUUUUUAGGUGUUUUCUUGUAAUUCACUGUAGAAAAACUUGAAAAAGUGCAUUUGGGGUAAAUUUAAGGGUCAUAAAACAUCGAUGGCUGCCUGUGACAGGUCUCCUUCUGACUGAUGAACAGUAAAUGAAAAUGAUGAAGCAAUAUGUACGUAUGUUUGCCUUUAAAAUGCAUUCAAGCGCAGUAUUCGAUUGAAUAAACUUAUUGUGCUGUUGUAGAC